Quercus robur (English oak) is the source of this 3664-nucleotide messenger RNA. Its product is annotated as LRR receptor-like serine/threonine-protein kinase EFR. The transcript is spliced from 3 exons. The coding region runs from base 82 to 3426 and encodes 1114 amino acids. Gene Ontology annotation, molecular function: ATP binding; receptor serine/threonine kinase binding; protein kinase activity. Gene Ontology annotation, biological process: protein phosphorylation. The record is from RefSeq and is a predicted model, not a curated record. Lineage: Eukaryota; Viridiplantae; Streptophyta; Magnoliopsida; Fagales; Fagaceae.
AUAAGCUGUUCCAAUUAAACGGCAAGACUAACCUAUUCCAAAGAGCCUUCUCUGUCUAUCUUGUGCACACACAUUACGCUAAUGGAAAGGCCAUACAUUUUCGUCCUGUUGGCUUUUCUGUUAAUGCAGCCAUGCGUACUUCAGUUGUCCCAAUCUUCCAACAACUUUACCGAUCAAUCAGCUCUCAUUGCCUUCAAAUCUCAAAUCACUUUUAGCCCAAACGAUUCUGUCUUUGCUGGUGGUAACUGGUCCACAACAACAAACUUCUGUGAGUGGUUUGGGGUCUCUUGCAGCCGACGCAGACAAAGAGUCACAGCCUUGAACCUUUCCUACGUGGGUCUCCAUGGCACCAUUUCCCCUCAUAUUGCCAACCUCUCCUUCCUAGUCUCACUUGAUCUUAAAAACAACAGCUUCAGUGGUUUUCUGCCACAUGAGAUUAGUCAUCUACACCGCUUGAGGAAACUUCACUUGUCAAACAACUUAUUGGAAGGUAGUAUCCCUCCAACUAUACAUAAUUGCCAGAAGCUUGAAUAUUUAUAUCUUUAUAACAACAAUUUUAGUGGUAGCAUUCCACAAGAUUUGGGCAUGUUAACAAAGCUUCGCGAAUUAAAUCUUAGUUUAAACAAUCUUGUGGGUACAAUUCCAUUGUCCCUCAGGAAUAUGUCGUCAUUAGAGAUCUUGAGUUUGAAAUCAAAUAGCCUUACUGGUCCAUUUCCUCUUCUCAUCUUUAACUUCUCGUUUCUAAUAGAUCUUGGUCUUACACAAAAUCACUUCUCAGGAACCCUUCCAAUGAAUCUUUGCACCCAGUGUCCUAAUCUUCUAGAACUAUAUAUUUCCCAAAAUGAAUUCAGCGGUAAGCUCACCUCACAGUUUAAUAACUGUACAGAGCUUUCUAUCUUAUCUCUGUCAUACAACAAGUUUGAUGGAAGUAUUCCAAAAGGUUUUGGGAGUUUAGAAAAGCUUGAAGUGCUAUAUCUUGGAGGUAACAACUUUACUGGAAAUAUACCUCCUAUCAUAAGCAACUUGUCGAUGUUACAAGAGUUUGGCAUCGAAAGAAACAACAUGAAAGGAGGCAUUCCAAGUGAUUUAUGGCGUCUCCAAAAUCUGAAAAUUUUGUUAUUUCAACGGAAUGGUCUCACUGGGACAAUACCCCAAAAUAUUUUCAACAUUACCUCUCUACAACUGCUCAGCUUGGUUGAAAAUUCCUUGUCUGGAAAUCUUCCAUUAGAUGCUUGGAUCUCUUGCCCUAAUCUUGAAAAUCUAUAUCUUGGUUUGAACAAAAUUAGUGGUCAUAUCCCAUCAUAUCUUUCAAAUUUUUCCAGCCUCUUCAAUGUAGAUUUUGCUUAUAACUUUCUCUCUGGACAUAUACCCAGAAAUCUUGGGAACUUAAAAAAUCUACAAUGGCUUGGUCUAAAUGACAAUCAGCUGACAGCGGAGCCUGGACAUCAAGAGCAUAGUUUCCUUUUAUCUUUAACUAAUUGCAGAUUUUUGGAGGAGCUAGAUUUAUCUGGCAAUAACUUGAAUAUUACAAUUCCAGAUGCCAUUGGAAAUUUUUCACUUUCGCUUAAAUACUUUGCUACAAGUGAAAACCAAAUAAGGGGUCAAAUUCCAAUGGGAAUUGGUUCCUUCAAAAACUUGAACUUUCUUGAUUUGUCGUUUAACAGUUUGACCGGAAACAUACCGUCCACACUCGGGGGAUUGGAGAAUUUGCAAAGAUUGUAUCUUGACGAGAACUUGAUUGAAGGAUCCAUUCCAGAAAAACUUUGUCAAUUAAAGAACCUGGGAGUAUUGUCGCUCUCUAUUAACAGUCUCUCAAGAUCCAUCCCAAAUUGCAUUGGAAACCUCAGUCUUUUGCAAGAAUUCAAUAUGAGUUAUAAUGCAUUGACAUCAUCAAUCCCAUUGAAUUUGUGGAGUCUUCAAAACCUGUUAUUCUUGGAUUUAUCAUCAAAUUUCCUCAACGGAAGUUUGUCUCCAAGCAUGACAAAAUUGCGCACUAUUGGAGUCAUGGACUUAUCCUGUAACCAAAUUACUGGAAAUAUUCCCAGUAUCAUUGGUGCUUUUGAGAGCCUAAGUUAUCUAAACAUGUCAAAGAACUCAUUCCAAGGAAACAUUCCACAUUCUUUUGGACAAUUGAGGGGAAUGGAGCAGCUAGAUCUCUCAAACAAUAAUCUAACUGGUGCUAUUCCAAAAUCUCUUGAGACACUUCCAUAUCUCAAGAAUUUGAAUUUGUCCUUCAAUAAGCUAUCGGGAGAGAUUCCAUCCACUGGACCUUUUGCAAACUUUAGCGCAGAAUCAUUUUUAGGUAAUGAAGCACUUUGUGGGAAUCCAAUUUUUGGAGUUCCACUUUGUACAAGUCCAACUUCUCCUGGAUCAAGGGUGAAACAAGUUUUGCUCAAAUAUAUUGUUCCUGCCAUUGCAUCAAUUAUAAUCUUUGCAGCACUGGUCAUAAUGCGAAGAAGACAUCCACAAUGUAACAUGCAGAUUCCAGGCUUGCCUAUCACAUUGCCUACAAUGGAUCAUAGAAUGAUAUCAUAUCAAGAGCUUUCUCGUGGAACAAACAACUUUUGUGAGAGCAACUUGCUUGGAACAGGAGGUUUUGGUUUAGUGUACAAAGGAAUACUAUCUGAUGGGACUAUCAUUGCUGUCAAAGUUCUACACCUGCAAUUGGAGGGUGCUUUCAAAAGUUUUGAUGCUGAAUGCAAGGUGUUAAGGGCAAUCCGACAUAGGAAUCUUGUUAAAGUCAUUAGUACAUGCUCCAACCUUGAGUUUAGAGCUUUGGUGCUUCAAUACAUGUCAAAUGGUAGCCUUGAAAAGUGGUUAUACUCUCAUAACAACUGCUUGAAUCUUGUCCAAAGAGUAAGCAUUAUAGUUGAUGUUGCAUUAGCGUUGGAAUAUCUCCACAGUGGUCAAUCAGAAUCUGUGGUACAUUGUGAUUUGAAGCCUUCCAAUAUUCUUUUGGAUGGGGACAUGGUUGCACAUGUUAGUGAUUUUGGCAUUGCAAAGAUUUUAGCCCUGAACAGGGACGCAACACAAACCAAAACCCUCGGUACACUUGGCUACAUUGCCCCAGAGUAUGGCUCAGAAGGGAGAGUGUCAACCAAAGGUGACAUUUAUAGCUAUGGAAUAAUAUUGUUGGAGAUCAUCACAAGAAAGAAACCCACUGAUGAAAUGUUUGUUGGAGAACUAGCUAUGAGGCAAUGGAUUGCAUCACUUCCAGAUAGAAUGGAAGUCGUGGAUGAUGGUUUACUCAGGAUUGAAGAUGGAAGAGAUGUAACCGGUAUGCAAACUGUUUUUUUAUCUAUCUUAGAAUUAGGCUUAAGAUGUUCUGAAGAAUCACCAGAUGAAAGACCAGACAUCAAGGAUGUUGUGACCAAGGUUAACAAAAUCAAAUUGGCACUACUUGGAAACAUAAGCAGGGGUGUCUAAUAAUAAAAUCUGUGUUAUUGCUCAAGUUUCCUUUCUUUUUCUUUUUCUUUUUUCUUUUUUUCUUUUUUCGAGAUGUGAUUAUGUGACAUUGGUUUGGCAUGUCCUCUAGUUUUGUAAGGUACUUACAAAUGGUGUUACUUGGGAAACCAAAAUCAGUUAAAACUAUCCCAAGUUAUUAGUAUUUGAAGUUAAUAUAUUUGGCUUUUAAUACAUGGUAUAAAGAUGAUUUACUUAAACA